AUGCAAGAUAUUAUAGACCAUUUGCCUAAACUACCUGAAAUACAACAACAAAAACUCACUAUUCCAGAAUUCGAUGAAAUUGAAGUCAGACUGACUGACUCAGUAGAAAUAAAGAAGUUCAUACGAAAGGUAAACUAUGAAUUCCUUGGAUUUCAUUGCAACCAUAAAGUUAUGGACAUAUAUAAAUCUGAAGAAUUUAAGACCUACGACAACUUUGUUUCGUUAGUUGCUGAGUGUGUCUUGCAGAUAAGAGAUAAAGAUAGAAGAGGUAAGGUAUGGAACCAACAGAUAAAACCAGCAACUUUUGAGUUAAAGAGAGCAAUUGACGCCUUAGUCAUACUAGCAGGACAAAUUUCAGAAUAUAACGCAAAAAUGAACUCACAAUGUUCAAAAUGUAAAGCAGCAACAAGGAAAUAUAACUACUCCGUCAAAGAGAUAGAAAGAAUGAGAAAAGACCAUACUGACUUAAAGAAAGAAGUAGAGAAACCAGCAGAAGAUAAAAUGGACAUGUUGACAUUUCUGAACAAAAACUAUCCAACUGCUAACGAUUUCCUUCUUUCAGAUGUCAAGAAGAAAUAUAAAGAAACCUUCGGCAUAGUUAAAAUUUUUGAUAUCCUUCGUGAAGAAAUAGAAGCUACAAAACUGUUUAAAGUCAUGAACCAUCACAACAUAUACCAUGUAAAACGCUUAUAA
Trichomonas vaginalis G3 is the source of this 693-nucleotide messenger RNA. Its product is annotated as organellar and viral DNA polymerase type B. The coding region runs from base 1 to 693 and encodes 230 amino acids. NCBI's taxonomy places the organism in Eukaryota, Parabasalia, Trichomonadida, Trichomonadidae. The transcript has a single exon. The record is from RefSeq and is a predicted model, not a curated record.